This is a messenger RNA of Gorilla gorilla gorilla (western lowland gorilla), 6468 nucleotides long. It is a transcript of the gene RTL1, whose product is annotated as retrotransposon Gag like 1. Bases 1418 to 5497 code for a protein of 1359 amino acids. The record is from RefSeq and is a predicted model, not a curated record. NCBI's taxonomy places the organism in Eukaryota, Metazoa, Chordata, Mammalia, Primates, Hominidae. The transcript has a single exon.
UCCAGUGGCUUGGAAGAAAACUCAGAAGUAACAAAAGGUGUUAAAUUUAUAAAAAGCAGUAACUUUACAGCUGAUCUAUCAGAUAAUCAAAGCUUAAUUUGCUCUGCCCCAGCAGAGAAGAAAUGUGCAAAUAACCCCAACCAAGACACUCCCUUUCAAUUCUGUCUCAGCCCACUAAAACCACCCAACACUAGAUUUCCAAAAAUCCACUCUGGGACCAUCAGAUUCCAAAGAUGUCACAUGUUCCCCCCAACCCCCACACUCAAUGUCCCAACUCUGCCAGAUACAUGUCUGUUGGGAGGGCUCAACCAGCAACAGAGAGAAAAAGAUAUUUGCUAGAAAGAGGAGACCAGACCCACUGGCGUUAAGAAGGGGACCUGGGAGGAUAAGAUUGGAGAGGCGUGCAGACAUGCUUGCACUGGUGAAAUUGAGGCCAGAUGUGUGAAGUUCCAGAAGCCUCACAAAGAGGGCAGUCCUGGGAGAGUGGAGAUUGUAGGAAGAGAAGGAGAUUAUUUGAAGAUCUCCUCAACAGCUCAGAGCUCGGGAGAACAUAGCAUUGGAAGGAGACCAAAUCGAGAAAGAGAAAUUGGCCAAAAGUCUGAGUUGGAAUCAACUAACAAAUAUGCAGUUAUCCAGCACAUAGUAGGUGUGUUAUAAACUUUAUGGAAAAAAAAAAUAAGAACCCAGACCUGUACACACCCCCUGAAAUUUCUAUUUUGAACAUGGGGAAGGAAAUAAGAACUAUUUUGGGCUGCUGACCCAACUGACGGGACAGUGGCCAAGUGCCCAUUUUCUCCUCUUCCACUGCACUGGUGAAACAGUAGGCAUCUUUGCUAGAGAUUCCCGCUCCACAACCAAGGCGGCUGGGCUUGCUCCAGAGCCCUGAGCCUGCCAGGGGUGGCUUUGGAUGGUGCUGAGAUGUGACCUCUGUGAUUCUCAGGUGACCAAAGCAGGAAAAGAGGAUUGACCAGGUGCAUGUGCCAGGGGGAAAUGGAGCAGCCUGUGCACCCUGCCAGGUACCCGCCUGCCACGGUGGCUGCUCCCAGCCACAGAAUUUAUGGGCUGUGAAUUUCUCACAUCUAUGGAGGAAAUGGACAGGACAGGCAGACUGAAUAAGCCUGGGAGACAGGUCAGGGGUUGACAGAUCUUCCCUCCCUGGGGGCACCCCAAGUGACCAGCCAAGGAGGCUGGCUCGAUACAAGAAGGCUUUCCCCCAUUUCUCUCUGCUCUGAUUAGUUGGGCAUCUGAUUUGUCCUUGAGACCCCGAUACUGCCACUUCACAAGAUCCUAAACUACCGCCUUUACCCCCCACACUCCCCUUCCACCACCAGGUUCUGAUCUCCACAGUCCCAGCUACUGACUGGACGCCAUCACAACCUUACCAAUCUUCAGAAUACACUCCUUUCCAUCCGACGAAAUGAUAGAACCCUCUGAAGACUCAUUUGAGACGAUGAUGGAGCAUAAGAAUCCAUCAUCAAAACAAAUGGAGUCCUCCGAGGGCUCAUCCAACACCACCGAGGCGACAUCGGGCAGUGGAGUGCGGGGAGAGGCAGGGCCAGCCAGCGGCCCAGCCCAGGAAAAGAAGGAGCCCCCCAGUGGCCCACUCCAGGAAAUGGAAGAGCUGCGCACUGAUCUACUCCAAGACAUGGAGGAGCCAUCCAGUGGCCCACGUAAGGAAAUAGAGGAUCCACCCAAUGACCUACUCCAAGACCUGGAGGAGUCAUGCAACGGUUCACACCAGGCAAGGGGGGAUCCACUCAGUGGAGCAUCUGAUAGGAUGAAAGAAGCAUCAGUCAACCCAUCGGGAGCCCGAGAAGAACAAGAGGCUCACACUGACCUGAAGGAAUCGGGAAGGGAGGAGACUCCUCAAGAAGAGCAAAACCAGACCGAGCACUCAACCGCAGAACUUAUGGCCAUGGUGAGGUCCAUCAUCUCGCUGUACUUCCGAAUGCAAGACCUCAAAGAGCAACAGAGAGUAGCAGAAGAGAUCUUGAUCAAAGGGAUCAAUGCAGGCCAACUGCCCGCCCCAAAGCACUUCUCUGGCGAUCGCAGAGAAUUCCACGAGUUCAUCGUACUCUGCCAACUGACCUUACAGAGCUACCCAAGAAUGUUCUAUAACGACCGUCUGAGAGUUGGCUAUGUCAUCAGUCACCUGUCCGGCUUGGCAUUAGAAUGGGCCAAAGCUCUACUGCAGGAAAACAGCCCCCUGAUCGGAGACUUCCCAGCCUUCCUGGAGGCCAUGUCGGAGGUGUUUGAGUACCGCCAGGCACUGCGUGUGGCAGAAGAGGCCAUGUUCACCAUCAGGCAGGGCGGCCGCUCUGCCACUGAGUACAUCGAUGAGUUCCAGAGCCUGGUACCCAUCUUGGGCUGGCCAGAUGAAGUCCUGCAGGCCCACUUGUGCCAGGGGCUCAACGAGGAGAUCAGGCACUAUCUAUUCCGGGUCCCUCAGCCGGAUUCCCUAGACAGUCUGAUUGUGCUCAUCCUGCAAAUAGAAGAGAAGCUGGCAGAGAGAAGAGCUAUGCUCAGGCUGCCCCCCGAGGCCCGCCCCCGGAACCUGACCUGGAUCGACUCACCUGCUCCAGAGAGGUGGAUGGUCAGCAGCUGGUUGCCCAGCGAAGUCCAUCCGGACAUCAAUCGCGCCCACCUCUUCCUGCUGCUCAUGGUGAGAGUGAACCCCUACCACAGCGUCGCGGUCCAGGCCCUGGUGGAUUCGGGAGCUGACGGCAACUUCAUGGAUGAGAAGUUCGCCCAAGAGCACUACGUCGAGCUCUACGAGAAGCCGUACCCACAGCCGGUCCAAUCCGUGGACGGCUCGCUGAUUGGCAACGAGCCUGUCUGGCUCUACACGGAGCCCCUGGUGUGUAUCCACCAGAACCACCAGGAGUCCAUCGAAUUUGACAUCGUACCUUCACCGAACUUCUCUGUGGUCCUAGGCAUCCGCUGGCUCCGAGUCCACGCCCCCGAAGUCGACUGGAUCAAAGGCCGCUGCACCUUCCACUCUCCCUACUGCCUGAAGAACUGCUUCCGCCCGCCCCCGCCAUGCAUUGCCCUGGAGAGGCACGGCAUGAGCCUGCUACCCGGACUGCCGCACCCAUACUCAGACCUGGCCGACGUGUUUAACCCGAAGGAAGCAGAUGAUGAGACUUCCGACCAGCCAAGCUCAGACGGAUCCGAUGAUCUUUCUGAAUCAGAGCCCUCUGAGCUUCAGCAGGCUGGAGACAGUGAUCACAGCGAGACCUUUUACGAGUGUCCCUCCACCGCGCCUUGGGAACCUGUGGGUGCCGGGAUGCAAGAAAGAGCCAGGCUACAGGAGGAAUACUGGGACCUGCAGGACAUGCUGACCAACAGACAGGACUACAUACAGAUGAUUCCGGAACUGUUUGACCAGUUACACGGAGCCGAGUGGUUCACAAAACUGGAGCUGCGUGGGACCAUUGUGGAGGAAAGCGUGAACGGGCACCGCACCGAAGAUGUGUGGAAAGCAGCGUUUGGUUUGGAGCUUGAAGAGAUGAAGAGCUACCAGCCGUUCGCGCUCUCCCCAGACCCUAUCAUACCUCAGAACGUGAUUCACUUCAUCCUAAAGGACAUGCUAGGGUUCUUUGUGCUUUCUUAUGGCCAGGAAGUCCUGAUCUACUCAAUGAGUCAGGAGGAGCACCUCCACCACGUCCGCCAAGUCCUGGUCCGCUUCCGCCAUCACAACGUCUACUGCUCCCUGGACAAGAGCCAGUUCCACCGCCAAACCGUGGAAUUCCUGGGCUUCGUCGUCACCCCCAAAGGGGUGAAACUGAACAAGAACGUCAUGACCAUCAUAACAGGGUACCCUACCCCUGGCUCCAAGCUAUCUCUGCGAAACUUCAUCGAAUUCGUCUUCCCCUACCGCCACUUCGUGGAGCGCUUCAGCGUCAUCGCAGAGCCCCUGGUGCGGCAGCUGCUGAGCUCCUACCAGUUCUACUGGGGAGUCGAGGAGCAGGAGGCCUUCGAGUGCCUGAAGAGGGCUUUCCGCAAGGCGCCUCUCCUCCACCACCCCAAGCCCCAGAACCCAUUCUACUUGGAAACCGGCGUCACCGGCACGGCCCUGCACGCCUCCCUGAUCCAAAUCGACGACCAAACCGGCAAGAGAGCCUGCUGCGCUUUCUACUCCCGCAACAUCUCCCCUAUCGAGGUUGAGUACUCUCAAGUGGAGAUGAAGAUUCUUCCAAUACGGGCUGCCUUCACGGUGUGGUGCCGCUACCUGGAGAACACCGAGGAGCCCAUCAUGAUCCUUCUCAACACAGAGGAUCUAGCCUCUCUGAAUAAUGACAGGCUCACCGUACUUCUCCCCGGGCAUUGGGUCUUCUUCUUCUCCCACUUCAACUUUGACGUCAUGGAGCUGCCAGAACAAGAUGGCGGCCGAGCUCUGCCACCUGUGAGAAACCUCCGGUGGAGGAGAGCCUUCCAGAGGAACACUGCCGCCAGGCAAACCCUGCUGCUGGCCUCAAGGGGAUUCCCCAGGGAUCCAUCGACGGAAUCCGGGGAAGAAGAGAAUGAAGAACAGGAUGAGUCCAAUGAACAGACCCUACGGCAAGAGCUGCUGGCCAUGAUACCCAUCGACCAGAUCCUCAACAGCUUCCUCGCCCACUUCAGCAUGGCCCAGAUCAGGGCCGUCAUUCUGCAUUUCUUCCGAGGCCUCCUGUACUGGAAGAACACCCUAGCCCUGGCAGCCAUCCUCGUGCUACUGCGCGUGAGGCAGUGCCUCUCGCUGCGGCCGGCACCCGCCAUGCAGGUGGCUCGGCCCCAGCCCCAGCGCUCCCUACGACUCAUCCUGGAUUCGUCCCUCAUCGCAGGCAGCAGCAUCACGACAGCCAUCACCCAGCUGCUCACCCAGAUGCCCGCUCUCGUAGGCGCAAACACCAUCCCAGCCCAGGAGCUGGCUGAGCUGUUCCUGGGCCCUGGCCGCUGGCAGCGAAAUGCUCUGCACUCCCAGGCCCACCGAGGCCUGCAGUUCACCCCUGGCUUCUGGCUGACGCUGUGUGAGUUCUUCGGUGUCAGAGUCACCCCCCAGGAGGGCCACCUCCCUGCCCUGCGUCAGAACCGCUACCUGGAGCUGCACGUCGUUGGUGAUGAGGAUGUCGUCUUGCGAGAAGCCCUGCAAGACGACCUGCAACGUUACCGUCAGUGUGGCCUGCAUGACGGCCUGCAAGACACCUCGCAGGACAAGCAGGACAACGACGUGCAGGAGGCCUCACCCAGCCACACAGCAGCCACCCACCCACCCCGCCCACACCACCUGAUGGAUCCCCAGGUCCUGGAAUUCCUUGGUAGCCGCCUGCUCCACAUCCGCAGUGCGGAUGGCCAGCUGCACCUGCUCAGCCGGGAGCAGGCAGCCAGGGCCCUGAGCCAGUUCCUGACCCUGAUCUACAGGCGGGCCCUGCCCAUCCCCGCCUGGGAGAGCCAGCCCAGGGAGCAGGCAAGGCUAGAAGAGCUGCCUGAUGAGGACGAAGAUGCUGACCUCGACUGAAGACGCCUCCCCGUCUCCAGCAAAGAGUCCCCUCUAUUUCUCACCCCAACACCUCCCGACGUCCCCUGGCCUCCCCGCGCCUCAGCCUGCUUCGCUUCCCUUCCUGCCACUCCUGACCCAAGAGGAACCCACUUGUGAAGGGCAACAACUUCUUCAACUCAUCAACCAGCAACGCCACCUGUGCUAACGGACUACCCAGUCCUCAGAGACCCAGCGCCAGCCCUGGGCUACGAGUUCUCCGUUCUCCAGGUCCCAAGCCCAUGCCCGGGAGUGACAUCCAUGAGGGAGACAGCAGUGGCGAGCAGGAAGUGACCCCAUGACGCGUGGCCAGAUGAAGAAGCAGGCACAGCAGGCGCAGCCAAGCAAGCAGAUGCCGGGGCCCCCCACCCGGCCUGGCGAUGGCCACCCUGUGCCGCCCUGGGACACUGACCUCGGGUGCUCCACUGACUUCUUCUACCUCCACUGCCGGUGCUCCUGCUCCCCGGAGCUCCCGCCCCCGCCCCCCAAAACCCCCAUCCCCCAACCUCCCGACAUCUGAUGAUGUGGUGCCUCCCUCACCCCCAUCACACCCUGCAAGCAAACCCACCCCCACCCCCACCACUUCUGCUUCAGCUUUUUUGACCCCGCCUUCCUCUGGCCCUGAGCUCUGGACUUACCUGGACAAAGCCGCUCUUUGGGGCAUCCGGACGUACCAGUGCCACUUACCAGACUUGCACAGCAAAGAGGGCCCCUGCAUGCCUUGGGGCGCCUUUCCCUCCCAACACUGAACACUGGACAGUGCAGGGGUGCAGGGGCCCUUCAUACAGGGAUGGAGUCCCAGAAGGCACACAGACACCCGGGGGACCAUGCCGAGUCACAGAGAGGCUCUGGCCACACCACCGCUUUGCACGGGGAGUAGACCUUUCCCCACCCCCUGAGCUUUCUCACCCCCCAAUCUUUUUGCACUCCUCAAAUAAAGCAAACUAAAAGAC